This is a messenger RNA of Cololabis saira (Pacific saury), 2486 nucleotides long. RefSeq lists its product as uncharacterized. The record is from RefSeq and is a predicted model, not a curated record. Lineage: Eukaryota; Metazoa; Chordata; Actinopteri; Beloniformes; Belonidae. The transcript is spliced from 3 exons. Bases 16 to 1437 code for a protein of 473 amino acids.
GGGCUGCAGCCGAACAUGGAGGCGGAGGAGGAGGAGCGGUCCCUGGCCGCUCUCUGCUCCGUCUUCAGCCGGAGCUCUCCCCCGCUGCUGGGCGGACAGAGCCCCGGGCUGCAGCGGCUGCAGGCGGCGCUGCUGCGGCGGAGCAGGGCGCGGGAGGUGGCGGAGCGGCAGCGGCGUCGGCGGCUGUACCUGCGGCGGAGGAGAGCCUUCCUGCUGUCCUCCAUUGCCGCCAUGCUCAGCCUGCUCUCCUCCACCCGCAGACCCGUGUGGGUCAAGCGGAGACCCCCCGGCCAGACCUUCUGGUCCGUGGCCGAGCUGUUCGACGAGGACGAGUGGAAGGCUCAGUUCCGGGUGUCCCGGGAAACCUUCGACUACCUGCUGCGGCUGCUCGGCCCGGCCAUCCGGCGCCGGCGCACCAACUACCGGGUCCCCAUCGAGCCGCGCCGCCGGCUGGCCAUCGCGCUGUGGUGGCUGGCCCGCUGCGGGGAGUACCGCUGCAUCGCGGGCAUGUUCGGCGUGGGCAUCGCCACCGUGUGCAACAUCGUGCGGCAGGUGACCGCGGCCAUCGUGGAGCGGCUGCACCGGCGCUUCGUGCAGCUGCCGCGGGGCCAGCAGCUGCACGACACGGUGCGCGCCUUCGCCGCCCGCCGCUACCCGCAGUGCGCCGGGGCCAUCGGCGGCACGCACAUCCCCAUCGCCCCGCCGAGGGACCACCCCGACCACUACCUCAACCGGGGGGGCUGGCACUCCGUCAUCCUGCAGGCGGUGGUGGACCACCAGCUCCGGUGGGUCCCUGUGGCGAGCAGCCACCACUCUAGGGUCGCCACCCGUCCCUUAAGCCUGCUUUAUGGUUCUGCGUUAAAUCGACGCAGAGCCUACGGCGUAAGUUUCACAGAUGUGUAUGCUGGCUGGCCAGGAAGCACCAGCAGCUCUGCAGUUCUGUGCAGCUCUGACCUGUACCUGAAGGCCGAGGACCGGCCCGAUGGUUACCUGUUUCCCAGAGAGAAGUCUCUGCUGUACGACGACGUGGAGAUCCCGGUCCACCUGAUCGGCGACGCCUCGUACCCGCUGAAGCCCUGGCUGAUGAAAGGCUACAUCGAGGAGCACCAGCUGUCCCCGGAGCAGCAGCGCUUCACCUUCACACUGGCAUCGGUGCGUUCGGUGGUCGACGCCGCCUUCAUGCGGCUGAAGGGACGCUGGCGGUGUCUGCUGAAGAAGAGCGACAUUGACGUUUCUAUGAUGCCUCGAGUCGUGGUCUCGUGCUGCGUCUUGCACAACAUCUGUGAGCAGCGAGGAGACGCGUUUCUUCCCGAGUGGAGCGUUGAGACGGCGCCUUCAGGAACUUACCUGAUCCAGCCGGAGAUGGAGGCGUAUGAAGGGGACGUGUAUUGCGCUGCAGAAGUGAUCCGGCAGACCAUCGCCUUCAACCUGCUGUAAUUCCUGCAUUACUGAACUCCCACUGUGAAUAUCACAGCUCUGGUCAGCUGAGGAGCACAGUCAUUUUAUCCGUAGUUUUUGUCUCACUUUUAAGUUUUCAGAUCACUUUGGUUUCAACUUUUUUCAAAGGUUGACACAAUUUUCUGAGGUCUUAAUGAAAUAUCUGUGUGAUUUCUUGGUCUAUGUAACAGAUAUACAGUACGAGACACUCUUUACAACAAUAUCUUUACAGCUUUGUUUAAAGCAGCUGAUUUUAGGGGCUGGAGUCAGACACCCCCACCCGUCUUUUUAAAUCAAUUUCAAGAGUUUUACACUACCCACCUCUUUACACUCCCCAAGGCAGCAAAAUGUACAUUUAGGUCUAGACAGAGAUGGGGAGGCUUUAUAAUUGGAUCUGAGGAUCAGCGAUACCCUGGUGCUGGCUGGUGCCAGUUCCAGUUCAGAGCUGGUUUUAAUUUGAAACCUUUUUAGAACUGGUUUAGUUUUCCACAUAGAUCCACAUCAAUACAUUUUGUCAGUGUUGAAUCUCCCUUUACCGUUCUCUGAAUUUCUGCAGAGAAGAACAGGUCACAAAGGACAUAAGUGUAUUCCUUCAAAACCAGUCUCUUAAUAUUGCCGGUCUGUCUUAUAAUGAUGGUUUUAUUUGAUGUUUACGAAUGCUCCUUGCUCUGCCGACCAGCAUUUCCACAUUUUGACAGUAUUUGUGUAUGCUUCUAUGAACACUGUAACCUCUUUUUGCAGCCGGAGGCAGACAUUUUCCAGGACACCUCACCAUUUGUUGAGGAAAACCAGUGGGGUUUUUGUUUUAGUGUAUUGACAGUUGAACUUUGUCAGUGUUUUCCAAGUGUCAUGACGUCAGCCAGUGUUCCUGGCUGGCUAACUGUUCAGCUUCUUUGUUUUUUCUUGCAUUGUAUCAGUUUUUCUGGAUCUAAACAACAGAGGUCAAAGCUUCUACUUUUGCUUUUUUUUUUUAGGUCUGAAUGAUCAGAAUUGUUAUUGUUUCCAAUAGCUAAAGGUUCCCAAAUGACUAAUAAACAAUGUUAAAUAGA